Molecule: messenger RNA, 1077 nt
Organism: Oppiella nova
Lineage: Eukaryota; Metazoa; Arthropoda; Arachnida; Sarcoptiformes; Oppiidae
Source: the annotation of a GenBank genome assembly
AUGUCAUUUCGCCCAGAUUUUUGGGGUCGACUGAACCCGAAAUGGAGUCACUGUAACAAAGGCCGGCGCCAAUCGCCUAUCGACAUAAAUCCCGAGCUAUUACUGUAUGAUCCAGGUCUACUACCCGUCCACAUUAAUGGCGAUCACGUGAGCGGCAAACUGGUGAACACCGGUCGCAGCAUCACAUUCAAGAUAAAUGUGGAGCAGUCAGUGGUGCUGAGCUCAGGGCCCCUGUCCUAUCAGUACACACUGUCUAACAUAACACUGCAUUUCGGUCGCGAGAAUAAUAGGGGUUCGGAGCACACGAUAAGUGGCGUCCAGUUCCCGGGAGAGAUCCAAUUGUAUGCCUAUAACUCACAAUUAUAUUCUAAUUGGACGGAAGCCCGACACGAGGCCAACGGUUUGGCCGCCAUCUCAGUGCUCAUCGCCUUCUCCAAGAACUCCAAUCAGGCCAACACUCAACUCAAACACAUCACUCACGCCCUCAAGAAUAUCACUCAUAGAGGUGACUCCCAAUGGUUGAGUGCGCUAUCGAUUGUGGAAUUGUUGCCAACAAUCAAACACUAUAUCACAUAUGAGGGCUCAUUAACUCAGCCGGCAUGCCAUGAGACUGUCCAGUGGAUCGUAUUAAACAAACCUAUUUAUAUGAGUUCCCAUCAGUUUUAUCUACUGAGACACACAUUAAAAAGCGAUGGUCACGGAGAUAACUACCGGCCCACACAACCACUCAACCACCGGUCUCUCAGGUCUAACAUCUAUAAUGCAAAUCAGGAGACAAAUGAUGUAAAAGUGGAAGAAAUUGGUGAGAAUUCCUAUAAGAAGAUCUCGUGCUCUAUGGAGCGCUCGAUGACCUACAAAGCAAAUAUUAGAGUGAAUGAAGAGGUAUAGAGAAAAAAGGCAUUUAUAAAACACAACAAAAACUGUUUUUUGGUAUAAAAUAUGUGUUCAGUGUCUGAGAUAUUUGUGUUUUCAAUCUUAUGGCAAUUUUCGGGACCAUUUGCUUAAGUCUUUGCAAAACUUCACUUAUGUUUCAUCCGAUCGUCAAAACUCUGCAAAACUAAUGUGAAUUCGCACUCA